AUGUCAAGGCAACUUCAAAUUCCACCUCGGUGGCCAAUCUCAAAGACACAUUUCCCAAAUUGUGAUCCUAGCAAUCAGCCACGGCUGCAGGAAACUGUAUCAGAAAGCUUGGUUUUGGGAGAACUGCUAGGCUGGCUAGAUGAUCUGUGUGGUGGUGUCAUGGGGAAAUAUGCAGGAGGGGAACUCAAACCACCUUUUGUGGCUGUUGUUCCUGCUCUUUUACUCCCACCUCCAACAACUUCCAUGGAUGAACACUUUGUUGCAGGUCUUAUAGCUUUAGAACCAUAUUCAAGGUUGUUCCAUAGGUAUUAUGCAAUUGGUAGUCCAAGUGCUACCCAAAGGCUUCUUCUUGGACUUCUAGAAGCACCUCCAUCAUGGGCCCCAGAUGCUUUUGAUGCUGUUGUUCAGCUUGUUGAGCUCCUUAGAGCUGCUGAAGAUUAUGCAUCUGGCAUGAGGAUACUUUCUCAACCUGCUUUGCUUUUUCCUCCUCUUACACAAACUGAAGGAGUUGAGCUUCAAGAUGAACAUCUCAAUUGCUACAAUUCAAACCCUAAAAAGUUCAAGAACAUCGCCAUCGACACCCCUGGUGUUGUUGCUUUACUAGGUUCUCAUAACGUGGGUAGGACACACUGUGUGAAGUUCGUGCACCGUUUGUAUCCAGAGGUUGACCCGGUUCUUGACCCAGGUCAUGUUGAGCACAUGCUCCAUAAGUGUCCGGAUGGAAUCCCCGACCCCAAGGCAGUUUAG
Messenger RNA from Lactuca virosa, 747 nucleotides. The record is from the annotation of a GenBank genome assembly. Lineage: Eukaryota; Viridiplantae; Streptophyta; Magnoliopsida; Asterales; Asteraceae.